This is a messenger RNA of Drosophila subpulchrella, 631 nucleotides long. RefSeq lists its product as uncharacterized. The transcript has a single exon. The record is from RefSeq and is a predicted model, not a curated record. Bases 78 to 611 code for a protein of 177 amino acids. NCBI's taxonomy places the organism in Eukaryota, Metazoa, Arthropoda, Insecta, Diptera, Drosophilidae.
UUCAUAAAAUAGACUUAGACAGCAUAGACAAGACUGAAAAGAUAUUCAAAAUUUCUGUUGUGAACGAACCGCGAGAAAUGUUGGUGGCCAGCGAAUUUCAAACGCUCUGCAGUGACCUGUUCUCAGACUCCAUGACCCACGUCUGCUCGGCCAAGGUGCCGGAAUCCCUGACCAAGAAGUAUCGCAACCGGAUGAUAAGCCCCAAGGAUCCGUAUAGUAUCUACCAGUUGGAUAGUCGAAACACCAGCUACCUGCUGGUCUUUCAUUUCGAGGACAUGCCCGAUUGCCAGACCAUCCAACUGACCGAUGUGCACAACCUCAACUGCCAGACGAACACUGGUGAAUCGAAGAAUCUGUACUUCGGCUACAGCCACCGCAUGUGCUAUAACUAUACGAUGGACCUGACCUCGGCUCUUAAGGAGCAUUGUGGCGCCAGGGGCUAUGAGGAGAAUAUGCAGUCGGGUUAUUAUUACACCAACCACGAUCCAAACCCGGAUAUCAGAAGCGAAGUAAACGCCGGUGCUUUGAUGGGACUCCCAACUCUUUUAAUAUGUCUGAUUAUAUCCAUCUUAUUGCUCGCAAUUCUGCACUGGAAGACAUCCCGUUUGUAGGGCAGGUACAUCUGAUUUUU